Molecule: messenger RNA, 749 nt
Organism: Arabidopsis thaliana (thale cress)
Lineage: Eukaryota; Viridiplantae; Streptophyta; Magnoliopsida; Brassicales; Brassicaceae
Gene: bZIP43
Product: basic leucine-zipper 43
Exons: 1
Coding region: 88-585 (165 amino acids)
Biological process (GO): regulation of DNA-templated transcription
Cellular component (GO): nucleus
Molecular function (GO): DNA-binding transcription factor activity; protein dimerization activity
Source: RefSeq, marked reviewed
CAUCACAAUUCCCUAAAUCCUACAAUCUUUCUUUUCUUCCAUCACCUAAGAGUAAACCCUACCUUGCGUCCCAAGUCUCCACCGAUAAUGCAACCAUCCACCAACAUUUUUAGCCUCCAUGGUUGUCCACCUUCGUACCUUUCCCAUAUUCCUACAUCCUCACCAUUUUGCGGACAAAACCCUAAUCCAUUCUUCAGCUUCGAAACUGGCGUGAACACUUCACAGUUCAUGAGUUUGAUCAGCAGCAACAACUCGACCUCAGAUGAAGCAGAAGAGAAUCAUAAGGAGAUAAUAAAUGAGAGGAAGCAAAAGAGGAAGAUAUCUAACAGAGAAUCGGCAAGAAGAUCGCGUAUGAGGAAGCAGAGACAAGUGGAUGAGCUUUGGUCACAGGUGAUGUGGCUUAGGGAUGAGAAUCAUCAGCUGCUUCGUAAGCUUAACUGCGUUUUAGAGUCUCAAGAGAAGGUUAUUGAAGAGAAUGUUCAGCUCAAAGAGGAAACCACUGAGCUUAAGCAAAUGAUUAGUGAUAUGCAGCUUCAGAAUCAGAGUCCUUUCUCUUGCAUCAGAGACGACGACGACGUUGUAUAGAUGAUUUUUAUUUUUAUUUUUUUGGGGCUCUAGUAUGUAUCAACAAAUGUAUAUCCAGAGAUCUGUCUCAGCUUAAGAUUUAAUUAAGACUCUAAAUUAGUAAUUGUUAAAGCAGAGUUCUUCAAACUUGUGUUGCCCGUGAAUAGAAGUAAGAAAUUGUUUCA